Molecule: messenger RNA, 1860 nt
Organism: Naegleria lovaniensis
Lineage: Eukaryota; Heterolobosea; Eutetramitea; Acrasida; Naegleriidae
Exons: 2
Coding region: 1-1860 (619 amino acids)
Molecular function (GO): protein binding
Source: RefSeq, a predicted model, not a curated record
AUGUUGGCGCCUUUGAAAUUUAAAAAUGACCAAAAAAGCUGGAAGCUUUCUCAAAAGAAUACUCUUCUAAAUUAUAUUGGAGGAGGGGUGAACGAUCAUCACACACAUCAACCAGCAAUUAAAAAGAAGAACAAUGAUGUCAUGAUUGUAGAUGAUGAUCCGAUUGAAGUAUCGGAGGAAGAAGAUGAAACAAUGAAAUUAUUAUUGCAGGAUGAUGUCAGCUCAAAGAAUGAUACUGGAUCCAGCACAACAACACGAACAUUCUUUUUCACACCACCAACUCCCAAGUUCCCAGUCAUACCGAAUAAUACGCUAGGUUCAUUAGCUUUUACUCCUAAAAACAAACAAUGCGUGUAUCCUUUCAAUCAUCUCUAUGAACAUGAUACAUGUUAUCAACAUGCACUUCGAUAUAAUCAACCUCCAGUUCCACUGCAGUUGUUUUAUCACAAAAUUUCGAGAGUUCCAUUCUCUCAUCAUGUCAAACAAUCCUAUCAAAGAAAGGAAAUUUCCAAAUGGUUUAGCUCAAAACCAGAACAAUUAAUGGAAUUAACCUACAUGUCAGAUAUGAGGAAGGCUGCAAGUCCAUCAUAUGGAUGUGAAGUAUGCAUGGAACACAAUUUUGGAGAUCAAAUUACGUGUGUCAUGUUUAAUCCAUAUGUACAGAACAUGCUUGCAGUUUCGAGUACCAAUACUUCUGCUGGCUCAGUAUAUUUAUUUGACUAUUCUUCACAAAAAAUUGUUCAAAAGCUUAUGGGAGAAAAUGUUGUGGAUUUUAAAUUCUUAAGUUCAGAUACAUUAGUUGCUUCAAGGAAAAAUGGUCGAAUAACAUUACUGGAUUUGAGGCUUCCCAAAAAAGACAAACAGAACAAAUCCUCUAAAUCGACGAAUCUUCCUGAGCAGCCAGUAACACAACCAAAGUCACCUCAUUGUCCAUCUCCCAAUGCCAUUUCCAACAACAAGACAUUUGGUGGAUUGGUGGCCAAGAGUAAGAAGUCAAAAUCCAACAAAACACUUUUCAAACCAUCCAUCUCUAGUCUUUCCAUGAUCUCUGCAGAGUCUUUUAACAAUGUUACGUUCUGUAAGAAUGAUCCAAACUUUAUACUUGCGUCAUCAUUUCAUGACUCUUUAAUUCGAUUUUUUGAUAUUCGACAUGGACUUUUAGAUCAUUUUCAAACUGUAGAUAUGGAGGCUGCAAUUAAGGACCUCCACACACAACUCAAUGGACAAAUAUUUGAAACUUCUCUGGAGACUCCAUCUCAACAACCAAGCCAUAGCUCCUCUACCAAUACGUCCAACAAUUCCACAUCAUUCAUUACUGAAAAUGGCAUUGUAUUACAGGAAUUGACACGACUAGACAGAAGAGCUCCAUUAACGCUUUAUAGUCAAUCGACACCAACGAUUACUAGUGAAGGUAUCAAAUAUUUCGAUUGCACAUUCGAUGGUAAAUUUAUUUAUUUCAUUACGACUAUGGGAGGGGUUGGUCUGUAUGACGUUGCAGGAAAAUCACUCACGAAAUACUUUCAAAACAAAGCUUCAUUUAAGCUUGACGUAUUCAACCAAAAAGGACAUUUAUUGGAAAAUGAAAACGGAAUGUAUUUCUUUGCUCCUUAUGGCUCUAGGGUGGAGGUAUUGGAUUGGAGUAGGCCUCAUGUGAAGCAAUGGUUCACUGUUGAUAAUCAGAAAAUCAGAUCCAAUUCCACCAAGCCAGAGUUGUACAUGAACAUUUCUCAUGCUUGCAAACCAGACCGUAAGCACAACAUUGCGCAUGUUCGGGUCAUGAAACCAAACACUCCUCAGCGAAAAGUAGUGUGCUCAGAGUAUGACAAUAGACUUGUUGUGUUUAAUAAUUUAAAACAAUAA